This is a messenger RNA of Xenopus laevis (African clawed frog), 17355 nucleotides long. RefSeq names its product plectin S homeolog (gene plec.S). Gene Ontology annotation, biological process: wound healing; hemidesmosome assembly; intermediate filament cytoskeleton organization. Gene Ontology annotation, cellular component: membrane; cytoskeleton; perinuclear region of cytoplasm. The transcript is spliced from 35 exons. The coding region runs from base 225 to 16469 and encodes 5414 amino acids. The record is from RefSeq and is a predicted model, not a curated record. Gene Ontology annotation, molecular function: ankyrin binding; structural molecule activity; cadherin binding. Lineage: Eukaryota; Metazoa; Chordata; Amphibia; Anura; Pipidae.
GGGAGGGGGGCACAGAGCGGAGAGAGAAAGUUUGUGGGACCAGUGGAAGUUGCACAGGGAGCUGACACUCGGAGCUAUUGAUUGAGCUCACAACGCUGGCACCCGGAUUUGUGCCACACAACUUCCUGCUCUCUGUUUGUUUCCUCAUCUCACGCCCGUUUGGUGCCUCGACUCUUCUCUUUGGCAUCUGAUUCUGCGUCUGGAGCUUUGACCUCUCUGCCAAUAUGGUGGCCGGAAUGCUCAUGCCGCUGGACCAGCUCCGGGCCAUUUAUGAAGUCGUAUUCCGAGAUGGCGUCAUGGUGGCCAAGAAUGAUGAGCGCCCACAGAGUCGCCACGCCGAGGUGCCAGGCGUCACCAACCUGCAAGUCACCAAAGCCAUGGGCUCAUUGAAAUCCCGCGGGUUUGUCCGAGAAACCUUUGUGUGGCGCCAUUGUUACUGGUAUCUGACCAAUGAGGGCAUUGCCUACCUGCGCCAGUAUCUGCACCUGCCCCCUGAAAUUGUACCCGCCUCCCUGCAGCGGGUCAGACGUCCUGCGCCCAUGCCCGGGGUACUGCGUCGCCCUCCGGCUCCCAAAGUCCAAACUGUAAGUGGACCCACAUCUUAUGUGCCCAAGGCCCAGGAGGAGGGCGACAGGCAAGACUAUCGGAAAGUAGAAGCGCCAGUUUCACAGAAGGGUCCAAUGCCAGGUCUCUUCACUGCCAGGGCACAGGACCAAGAUAGUCAGAAAGGUGGGUGGCACAGAGGCUCAGGGGAUGCACAGGAUGCCAAGUGGCCACCUCACGCCUCUAAUGUAACAUGGGCACAGAAGGGCAAACAGGGCCAGUGGGGAGAGGAGAGUAGGAAAAUGACAGUCAGAGAGGAGACCAAGAUGAUGCCAGUUAGAGAGGAGAGUAGGAAAAUGACAGUUAGAGAGGAGAGUAGGAAGAUGACAGUUAGAGAGGAGAGUAGGUUAAUGACAGUUAGAGAGGAGAGUAGGAAAAUGACAGUUAGAGAGGAGAGUAGGAAGAUGGCAGCUGCUCCUUCUCCUUUAGAGCCUGUGGGUGCUGACAGGUUGUUUGGCCCCAGGCAGGAGCUCAGUAAGAUCCAGGCAAGGGCCCCUAGUGAGGUUUGGAGAAUUCCCAGCCCAGUAUCUGACAGUUGGAAGCAGGAGAGGGAGGAGGGCCGAGCAGAAAGGCCGGAGAGAGAAGAGCUGGAGAAGAUUGUCAGCCCAGUGAUCUCAUCCUCCCGGCCCGGAACUGGAGACAAGAGAGAAGGAGGAGGACAGGGGCAGAAACACGGGGGAAUAAGAGAGGCAGAGACAGGGGUAAUUGAGUCUGUAGCUCAGAACCAGCAGCAGGUCAGAGACGCCCAGAGAGAUAAAGGGCCCCGGGCCGGGGUAUCAGAGCCCACAGGUCAGGAGGUGGGAAGGACUGGGGGGCAGAAACAAGAUGUCAGGGAAACACCAAAGAUUGGGGAGGGGGGCGCUGAGGUACAGAGAGGGGCAGAUCUGCCUUCUACCCCUGAACCCACAAAGACAGAAACUAAACAGAGAAAAAAGGGUAAGAAAGAGAAGGUGGAAGGAGAGAGUCUGGGGGUUCCCCCUGAAUCUGUAGGAAACAAACCCCAAGAAGUGACAAAAGAGGAAAAGGAAAAAGGGGCAGACGAGGGCCAUAAAGUGACCGAACCCCCCAAAGCAGAAGCCAAAAAAAAAGGCCAAAAAAAGAAAGAGAAACAAGAGAUUAAAGAAGAGAAUUUGGGGGAUACCCAGAGAGAUACCAGCCCAUUGGUACCAGAACCUCAGGACCCAGUGGCACAGAGUAGUCAGGAGGGGGCAGAGAAGCUUCAGGUAGAACCUCCCAUAGAGUCCCAUAGUAUAACUAGUGUAGAAGGUCCAGGCCCAACAGAACCAGGUCCCAAGCAAGAGAAGAAGAAGUCUCCCAAAAAGGGCCCAGUUCCUCCCAUAGAAGAAGGGGUGGUGCAGAACUGGAUCAUUUCUCAGGCUCAGGUAGGAGAGGGGGGUGUCAGGGAAUCGGAUCAGGUGCAGAAGUCGCUGCAGGUAACCACAGGCCCAGUUCCUAGUGAUGGAAAAUUGGGGGAGACGGGGGAGCAGCCAGAACUCCAGGACAAGAACCUUCUAGACUCCCAGUCAGGAACCAGAGGUCCAAAGAUUCAACUGAAACUCGAGACCAAAGAAGAGUCAGAAUUGCGGGUCGGGUACCGGGUGCAGCUAGAAGAGUCCAUUACAAGGGUAGAGAAAAUUAUUGGGGUGCAGGCAGAGUGGGGAUCAUUAAGCACAGGGAGGUCCAAUACAGAACCAGAACAAAUGGACAUUCCUGGCUCAGAGAUCUCCAUAGAGACACAUGGACACGAGUGUGAGCUCAUGGGCCCAGUUGUGCAAACCCACACGCGGGUGCUGCCAUGUGCUACUCCCCCUGUUCCUCCAGUCACUGAUUGGCUGCAGGAUACCAGACCGGAUCCAGAGCCACUGGCCAAUGAGACGGUUACAGAAUCACAAGGGACCGAGAAACUGGGGGCUGGGGAGCAGCAGUUUGACCCGACUAUUACCCAGACUCCUCUAGGGCAAGCCCAGACUCCGGCAACUGCACCCAAACCUGGGGCUGAUGGGAGUGAAGGGGCGGUGCCAGACAAGCUGCAGGGAGUUGUGGUGCUGAGGAAGACUUGUCAGACUGUGUCAGAAACGACCCUCGUUACCCACAAUUCCACAUUGGUGGAGAGAACCCAAGAGAGAACUGUGAGAGUGCAAAGAGAAGAGACUGCCAAUCAGCUGAGCCAGACGAUAGUGGGCGGGACUGCGUCUGAGCAUGGCUCCACCCCUGAUGAAGAUGAAAGAGACCGAGUGCAAAAGAAAACCUUCACCAAAUGGGUGAACAAGCACCUGAUCAAGGCCCAGCGUCACGUGAAUGAUCUGUACGAAGACCUCCGGGAUGGACACAAUCUCCUGUCGCUGCUGGAGGUGCUUUCGGGGGAGACCCUGCCUCGGGAACGGGACGUUAUCAGGAACUUGCGGUUGCCCCGGGAGAAGGGUCGGAUGAGAUUCCACAAGCUGCAGAAUGUACAGAUUGCCCUGGAUUUCCUCAAACGAAGACAGGUGAAGUUGGUGAAUAUCAGAAAUGAUGACAUUGCAGAUGGGAACCCCAAACUCACCCUGGGGCUGAUAUGGACCAUAAUCCUUCACUUCCAGAUUUCGGAUAUUCAGGUGAGUGGUCAGUCGGAGGACAUGUCUGCCAAGGAGAAGCUGCUCCUGUGGUCUCAGCGCACGGUGGAAAGUUACCCGGGUCUGAGAUGCGACAACUUCACCAGCAACUGGCGAGACGGGCGACUCUUCAAUGCCGUCAUCCACCGACACAAGCCGAUGCUCAUCGAUAUGAACCGCGUUUACCGACAGACCAACCUGGAGAACUUGGAACAGGCAUUCGGUGUGGCCGAGCGGGACUUGGGUGUCACCAGACUGUUGGACCCUGAGGAUGUGGACGUCCCUCAACCUGAUGAGAAAUCCAUCAUCACCUACGUGUCCUCUUUGUACGACGCCAUGCCCAGGGUGCCCGACGUGCAAGAUGGAGCGCGGGCAAAUGAGCUGGAGCUGAGGUGGCAGGAGUAUUAUGAGAGGGUGACGGUUCUGCUCCAGUGGAUCCGCCAUUACACUGUGGUGUUUGAGGAAAGGAGAUUCCCAGCGAGUUACGAGGAGAUCGAGGUCUUGUGGCGCCAGUUCCUGAAGUUUAAGGAGACGGAUCUCCCCAGUAAAGAGGCCGACAAGAACCAGUCCAAACUCCAGUACCAGAACUUAGAGGGUGCAGUGAAGUCGGGCCAGUUGAAGGUGCCCCCUGGGUACCACCCGCUGGAUGUGGAGAAGGAAUGGGGCAAACUGCACGUGUCCAUCCUGGAGAGGGAGAAGUUACUGCGCAUUGAGCUGGAGAGGUUGGAGCGGCUGCAGCGCAUCGUCAGUAAGUUACAGAUGGAGUCGGGGCUUUGUGAGGAGCAACUCAACCAAGCGGAUGCCUUACUACAGACGAACAUCCGCCUGCUGAAUGCUGGGAAACAGCCACAGAGAGCGGGGGAGAUUGAGCGCGACCUGGACCAGGCGGACGCCAUGAUUCGCGUGCUGUUUAACGACGUGCAGGCUCUUAAAGAUGGCCGCCAUCCCCAGGGAGAACAGAUGUACAGGAGGGUAUAUCGCCUUCACGACCGUCUCGUUGCAAUGCGCACAGAGUACAACCUGCGGAUAAAAUCAGGUGCCACCCAGGUCACCACCCAAGUCACUCAGGUCACCCAGCAGGCUUCCCGGCCACAAAUGGAUGAUGCCACCCUACGGUACCUGCAGGACCUGCUCAGCUGGGUGGAAGAAAACCAGAAGCGAAUAAAUACAGCAGAAUGGGGGUCAGACCUCCCCAGUGUCGAAUCCCACCUAGGCAGUCACCGUGGCCUUCAUCAGUCCAUCAGCGACUUCCGAGCCAAGGUUGAACGAGCACGAGCUGAAGAGGGCCAGUUCUCAGGAAGUCGUGGAUCCUCCCAGGAAUAUUUAGGAAAACUGGAUCUACAAUAUGCCAAACUACUGAACUCCUCCAAGUCCCGUCUCCGGCAUCUAGAGAACUUUCACGCGUUUGUCUCUGCUGCCACCAAAGAGCUGAUGUGGCUGAACGAUAAAGAAGAAGAGGAGGUCAACUAUGACUGGAGUGAGCGCAACACUAACAUGACCAGCAAGAAGGACAACUACUCCGGCUUAAUGCGUGAGCUUGAGCUGAAGGAGAAGAAGAUCAAGGACAUCCAGAAUACAGGAGACAGGCUACUUCGUGAGGACCACCCGGCUAAGUCCACAGUGGAGGCAUUCCAGGCGGCUCUGCAGACCCAGUGGAGUUGGAUGUUACAGAUGUGUUGCUGUAUCGAGGCCCACCUGAAGGAGAACACUGCCUACUUCCAGUUCUUUGCAGAUGUGAAGGAGGCUGAAGAACAACUGAAGAAGAUCCAGGACACCAUGCGUAGAAAGUAUAUAUGUGACCGCGCCAUCACAGUUACGCGGCUCGAGGACCUUCUCCAGGACAGCAUGGACGAGAAGGAGCAACUGUCAGAGUACAAAGGGCAACUUGCCAGUCUGGCUAAGCGGGCCUCUUCCAUCAUUCAGCUGAAGCCACGAAGCCCCUCAAACCCCCCAAAAGGCCGUCAGCCAGUUCAAGCAGUGUGUGACUACAAGCAACUAGAGAUCACAAUAAAUAAAGGGGAUGAGUGUUUGCUGGUGGACAAUUCGCAGCCCUACAAGUGGAAGGUGCUGAACGCUUCCGGAAGUGAUGCCCUUGUUCCCUCGGUUUGUUUUCUGGUUCCACCACCCAACAAGGAGGCACGUGACGCUGUUAGCAGACUUGAGGGCACCCACCAGUCCCUGAAUACACUGUGGCACACACUGAACAUAGACCUGAAGAGCUUACUCUCCUAUCAGUACCUGCUCCGUGACAUCCAACUCAUCCAGUCUUGGUCUCUUAUCACAUUCCGCAGUAUGACAUCCGAGGAGUAUAAAACCGCUUUUAGAAAUCUUGAGAUUCACUACCAGGACUUCAUGAGGGACAGCCAGGACUCCCAGAACUUUCACCCCGAUGACCGUAUGAACAUCGAGAGAGAGUACAACUCCUGCACCCAGAAAUACGAGAUGCUCCUACGCAGCCUGGAGAAAGGAGAACAAGAUGAGAGCGCAUGUAAGAAUUACAUCUCUCGACUGAAAAACAUUCAGCUACAACUUGAUGGCUGUGAGUCUCGUACGGUCAGCAAGAUCCGCUCUCCUCUGGACAAGGAUCCCAUCAAGGAAUGUUCUCAGAGAAUUGGAGAACAGCAGCAAAUUCACUUUGAGCUGGAGAGCAUCCAGAAGAACCUGUAUCAGGUGAAUGAGAAGACCGAGAAGAUCCUUGCCCAGCCUGAUCUUGGCAGUUCUUCCCCAAUGCUGCGCUCAGAGCUUGAUGUCACCCUGCAGAAAAUGACCCAGGUCUACAGCCUGUCCACCAUCUAUCUGGACAAACUGAAGACCGUCAACCUGGUUAUCAGGAACACUCAGGGUGCGGAAGAGGUGGUCAAGACUUAUGAGGAUCAGCUCAAAGAGGUCCAAUCUGUGCCCUCUGAUCUGAAAGAGCUAGAGAGUAAUAAGUCUGAACUAAAGAGAAUGCGUGGUCAAGUUGAAGGCCACCAACCUCUAUUCAGCAAUCUGGAAAAUGACCUGAGCAAAGCCAAGGAGGUCAGUGAGAGGAUGCUGAGGUCUCACAGUGAACGGGAUGUGGACAUAGAUAGGUACCGGGAGCGAGUUCAGCAGCUUCUGGAGCGUUGGCAAGCCAUUGUCCUUCAAAUUGACAUCAGGCAGCGAGAGCUGGACCAGCUGGGCAAGCAGCUCCGUUACUACCGGGAGAGCUACGAGUGGCUCAUUCAAUGGAUAACAGAAGCAAAGAAGCGUCAGGAGAAGAUCCAGUCAGUGCCCAUCACAGACAGCAAAACAGUCAGGGAACAACUUCUGCAGGAGAAGAAACUCCUGGAAGAAAGUGAGAAGAACAGGGAGAAGGUUGACGAAUGCCAGAAAUAUGCCAAGCAAUACAUUGAUGCCAUCAAGGAUUUUGAGCUUCAUCUUGUGACCUUCAAAGCCCAACUGGAACCGGCUGCAUCUCCUGUCAAAAAGCCAAAAGUCCAGUCGGCAUCGGACAACAUUAUUCAAGAGUAUGUGGAGCUCCGCACCAAGUACAGUGAGCUCACAACUCUCACCAGUCAGUACAUUAAAUUCAUCACAGAGACCCUCAAGCGCCUAGAGGUGGAGGAGAAAGCAGCAGAGAAGCUAAAAGAAGAGGAGAGGAGGAGGCUGGCAGAAGUAGAGUCCCAAUUGGAGAAGCAAAAGCAACUUGCAGAGGCCCAUGAAAAAGCCAAAGCUCAGGCAGAGAAAGAGGCCAGAGAACUGAGGCUAAAUAUGCAGGAAGAAGUCUCCAAAAGGCAGGUAGUCGCAGUUGAUGCCGAACAGCAGAAAAAGACAAUCCAACAAGAGCUGCAGCAGCUGAAGCAAAAUUCAGAAAUGCAGAUCAAGUCCAAAGCCAAGCUGAUCGAAGAAGCUGAAAUCAGCCGUAAAAAAGUUGAAGAAGAGAUCAGAAUAAUUCGCAUACAACUGGAAACAAGCCAGAAACAAAAAUCUGGUGCAGAAAAUGAGUUAAAUGAUCUGCGAGCUCGGGCAGAAGAGGCAGAGAGGCAGAAGAAGCUUGCUCAAGAGGAGGCCGAACGCUUGCGCAAACAGGUGAAAGAUGAAACCCUGAAGAAACGAGAAGCUGAGGAGGAGCUUCAGCGCAAGGUACAGGCUGAGAAGGAUGCAGCACGGGAAAAGCAAAAGGCCUUGGAUGACCUGGAAAAGUUCCGGCUUUUAGCUGAAGAAACAGAAAGAAGGAUGAAGCAGGCCGAGUUUGAGAAAGAACGGCAGAUCAAACAGGCUCAAGAUGUGGCCCAAAAGAGUGCCGAUGCAGAGCUGCAGAACAAGCGCAUGUCAUUCCUAGAAAAAACCACCCAACUGGAGAUGUCCCUGAAGCAAGAGCAUAUUACUGUCACCCACCUACAAGAGGAAGCAGAGCGUCUUAAACAACAACAGAUGGAGGCUCAAAAUGCUAGGGAGGAAGCAGAGAAAGAGCUGGAGAAGUGGAGACAGAAAGCCAAUGAGGCCUUGCGUCUAAGGCUCCAGGCAGAAGAAGUUGCUCACAAGAAAACGGUAGCACAGGAAGAGGCUGAAAAACAAAAAGACGACGCAGAGAGAGAAACCCGCAAAAGAACAAAGGCUGAAGAGUUUGCUCUGCGUCAGAAGGAACUAGCAGAGGUGGAGUUGGAAAAACAGCGAAAGUUAGCAGAAGACACCUCCCAACACAAGUUUUCUGCUGAGCAGGAGCUUAUUCGUCUGAAAGCUGAGAUGGAGAACCGCGAGCAGCAACACAUAGUUCUGGAGGAGGAUCUUUACCGCCUUAAGAAUGAGGUGAAUGAGGCCAUUCAGAAGAGAAAAGGUCUGGAAGAAGAGCUGGCCAAGGUGCGAGCAGAAAUGGAAGUUCUCCUUCUUGCCAAAGCCAAGGCAGAAGAAGAGUCUCGCUCAGCCAGUGAAAAAUCCAAGCAGAUGCUAGAAGCUGAGGCUGACAAGCUACGUGAGCUUGCUGAAGAGGCUGCAAAGUUGCGUGCCAUCUCUGAAGAAGCCAAGAGGCAACGUCAGUUAGCUGAAGAGGAGGCCACUCGACAGAGAGCUGAAGCUGAAAGAAUUCUAAAGGAGAAAUUGGCAGCCAUCAAUGAUGCCACAAGACUGAAAACAGAGGCUGAAAUUGCGUUGAAGGAGAAAGAGGCAGAAAAUGAGCGUCUUAGGAGACUAGCAGAAGAUGAAGCAUACCAAAGGAAGCUUCUGGAGGAACAAGCAGCCCAACACAAGCAAGACAUUGAAGAAAAGAUCGUCCAGCUCAAACAGUCUUCUGAAAGUGAGCUACAGAGACAGAGAAAUAUUGUGGAUGAAACAAUGAAACAGCGAAGGGUCAUUGAAGAAGAGAUCAGAAUCCUCAAAAUUAGCUUUGAGAAGGCAUCUGUGGGAAAGUCUGACUUGGAACUAGAGCUGAACAAACUGAAAAACAUAGCAGAUGAAACACAGAAGAGCAAGGAGAAAGCUGAGCAAGAGGCAGAAAAACAGCGUCAGCUUGCACUCGAGGAGGAGAACAGACGAAGGGAAGCAGAGGAGAAGGUGAAAAAGAUCAUAGUUGCAGAGCAGGAAGCUGCCCGACAGCGCAAAGCAGCAUUGGAAGAAGUGGAGAAGCUCAAGGCCAAAGCAGAAGAGGCUAAAAAGCAAAAAGAACUGGCAGAAAAGGAAGCCGAUAAACAGAUUCAAUUGGCCCAGGAAGCUGCAAACAAGAAAAUUGAAGCUGAGGAAAAAGCUUACUAUGCCGCUGUUCAGCAAAAAGAGCAAGAAUUAUUGCAGACAAGGAUCCAAGAGCAAAGUACUCUCGAUAAACUGAAGGAAGAAGCUGAGCGCGCUAAGCGCAUGGCUGAGGAUGCAGAAAGAGCCCGGACAAGAGCAGAACAUGAAGCUGCCUUAUCACGCCAGCAAGCAGAGGAGGCUGAGCGCUUGAAACAGAAAGCAGAGGAGGAGGCACAGGCUAAAGCUCAAGCUCAGGAAGAUGCAGAAAAGAUGAGGAAAGAAGCAGAACUAGAAGCAGCCAUGAGAGCCCAGGCAGAGCAAGCUGCUCUAAAACAAAAGCACUUGGCUGAUGCUGAAAUGGAAAAACAUAAGAAAUUUGCAGAGAAAACUCUGACGCAAAAGGAGCAAGUUGAGGGUGAACUGACCAAAGUUAGACUGCAGUUAGAGCAAACCGACCAUCAAAAGGUCAUCUUGGAUGAGGAGCUUGGGCGUCUGAAGGAGGAGGUGACAGACUCCCUUAGACAGAAGAAGCUUGUGGAGGAGGAGCUCUUUAAAGUAAAAAUACAAAUGGAAGAACUAAUAAAGCUAAAGAUUCGCAUAGAAGAGGAGAACAAGAUGCUUAUCACAAAGGACAAAGACAACACCCAAAAAUUCUUAGCUGAAGAGGCAGAUAAGAUGAAACAAGUUGCUGAAGAAGCUGCCCGUCUUAGCAUUGAAGCUCAGGAGGCAGCUCGUCUCAGGAAGAUUGCUGAAGAUGAACUGUCUGAGCAGCGGGUAUUGGCAGAGAAGAUGUUGAAGGAAAAGAUGCAAGCUGUCCAAGAGGCCACUCGUUUGAAGGCUGAGGCUGAACUUCUCCAAAGGCAGAAAGAAAUGGCUGUGGAGCAGGCCAAGAAGCUACAAGAAGAUAAAGAACUAAUGAAACAGCAGCUCGCCGAAGAAACUGAGGGUUUCCAAAAGAUCCUAGAAGAGGAGCGCCGGCGUCAGAUGGACAUCAGCACCGAGGCAGAACAUCUCAAACUGCAAGUGGCUGAACUGAGCAAAGCCCAGUCCAGAGCUGAAGAAGAAGCCAAGAAAUUCAGAAAACAGGCAGAAGAGAUCAGUGAAAAGCUGCACAAGACAGAACUUUCAACCAAGGAGAAGAUGACUGUGGUUCAUACUCUUGAAAUCCAGAGGCAACAGAGCGACAAGGAGGCUGAAGACCUAAGAAAAGCCAUCGCUGAACUGGAGAAGGAGAAAGAGAAACUGAAAAGAGAAGCAGAACUGCUACAGAAAAAGUCUGAAGAGAUGGAGAAGGCCCAAAUAGAGCAAAUGCGUCAAGAAACCGAAACCCUCCAGUCAACUUUCCUCUCUGAGAAACAGAUCCUGAUCCAGAAAGAGAAGUACAUUGAAGAGGAGAAGGCCAAACUAGAAAAGCUGUUUGAAACAGAAGUCAACAAAGCUCAGAAUCUGCAAGGGGAGAAGGAAUGGCAGCUCAAUCAAUUGGAGGAGGAGAAACAACGUCUGCAGACCUUCAUGGACGAUGCCAUUAAAAAGCAAAAGGAGGCUGAAGACAAAGUCCGUCAAAAACAAGAAGAGCUGCAGCAGCUGGAUAAGAAGAGGCAGGAUCAAGAAAAGUUGUUGGAGGAGGAAAACCGAAAACUCAGAGAGAAACUGGAGCAACUGGAAAAGGAACAUAAACUGGCUUUGGAAAAAACAAAGGAAAUCACCAUCCACAAAGAGACGAUCAUAACGCAAACAUCAGUCAUGCCUAAUGGUCGAGACACUGUCGAUGGCACAGCUCCAGAUGGAGAACAAGAGAAUGCAUUUGAUGGCCUCAGACAGAAAGUCUCUCCAGAAAAGCUCCUAGAGGCUGGCAUCUUGACCAAAGAAAUGUACGACAAACUGAAAAAGAAGUUGGUGUCUGUGCAAGAAGUGUCCAAGUGGGACGAUAUCAGGAAAUACCUUCAGGGCAAGAACAGCAUCUCCGGCCUGCUCCUUAAGCCAAGCAAUGAAAAGAUAAGUAUUUACAAUGCCAUGAAGAAGAAACUUCUACCACCUGGCACGGCACUGAUUUUACUUGAGGCUCAGGCUGCUUCUGGCUACAUAGUCGACCCAGUGAGGAACAAAAGAUUGACGGUUAGUGAAGCAGUAAAAGAAAAUGUUAUCGGCCCUGAAGUACACAAUAAAAUGCUAUCUGCUGAAAGGGCUGUUACUGGCUACAAAGAUCCAUACACAGGAGAAAAAAUCUCUUUAUUCCAAGCCAUGAACAAGGACUUAAUUGUAAAGGACCAUGGCAUACGCCUUCUGGAAGCCCAGAUUGCCACAGGUGGCAUUAUAGAUCCAGUGAACAGUCAUCGUGUGCCCAUUGAGGUGGCUUACAAACUGGGCUACUUCGACGAGGAAAUGAAUAAGAUACUGUCAGACCCUACAGAUGAUACCAAAGGCUUCUUUGACCCCAAUACUCAAGAAAACCUCACAUACUUACAACUAAUGGAAAGGUGUGUCGUAGACCCAGAAACAAAGCUCUGUUUGUUGCCUCUAACUGACAAAGCUGGGAAAGGCGAGCUGGUCUACACUGAUUCAGAAGCCAAGGACGUGUUCAAAAAGGCCACAGUCUCUGUUCCAUUUGGCAGAUUCCAAGGCAAGACUGUAACCAUCUGGGAAAUAAUCAACUCUGAGUACUUUACUGAAGAACAGAGACGGGACCUGCUACGUCAGUAUAAAACUGGGAAGAUCACAGUGGAAAAGAUCAUUAAAAUUGUAAUCACAGUGGUGGAAGAAAACGAGAAGAAGAAAGAACUGGGCUUUGAUGGCCUCCGAGGUCCUGUCCCUGCUGCAGAACUAGUGGAGUGUAAAAUUAUUGAUAAAGAUCUCUUCAACCAUCUGCAUCAAGGCAAGAAGUCUAUCAAGGAGGUGUCCGACCUUGAUGCAGUUAGAAAGUAUUUAACUGGAAGCACAGCCAUUGCUGGAGUUCAAGUAGAAAAAACAGGUGAGAAGCUCACCUUCUAUGAUGCCAUUCUGAAAAAUCUACUGAAACCUGCCACCGCUCUUAAUCUUCUGGAAGCACAAGCAGGCACUGGAUACAUCAUCAACCCAGUUCAAAAUGAGCUUAUGCCAGUAGAUGAGGCAGUUAAAGCUGGCAUUGUCGGACCAGAAUACCAUGAAAAGCUGCUCUCUGCGGAGAAAGCCGUCACUGGCUAUAAAGAUCCUUACACUGGACAGACAUUAUCACUCUUCCAGGCCCUCAAGAAAGGUCUUAUCCCUAAAGAUAGUGGAAUCCGCCUGUUGGAUGCACAGCUGGCCACUGGUGGUAUAAUAGACCCUGUUAAAAGCCAUCGCCUUCCACUUGAUGUUGCCUAUAAACGUGGCCAUUUAGAUGAGGAAACCACUAAACUUCUUUCAGUGCCCACUGAUGAUAGCACUGGUUUCUAUGACCCAAACAGCCAAGAAAUUCUUACUUAUUCACAGUUACAGAAGAAAUGCAAGGUAGACAAGAAAACUGGUCACUACUUGCUACCUCUCUCCAACCAAGCCAUACAAGCACAACAAGAAGAAAUUUACACUGAUUUACAAGCCAAAGAAGCAUUUGAUAAGACCACAAUUGAGGUGCCAAGUGGCAGCUUUAAAGGCAAGACCAUAACAAUCUGGGAAUUAAUAAAUUCGGAAUAUUUCACCGAGGAACAAAGGCGUGAACUGAUCAGGCAAUACAAGACCGGGAAAGUUACCAUUGAAAAAAUAAUUAAAAUAAUGAUCACAAUUGUGGAGGAGACCGAGACAAAGAAGCAGCAACGUCUCACAUUUACAGGUCUUAGGGCCCCUGUUCCAGCCACUGAGCUUCUAGAGUCCAAGAUUAUAGACAAUACUCAAUUUGAGAAGCUAAAAGAUGGCACAAUCUCUGUAAAGGAAAUCUCAGAAACAGAUUCUGUUAGAAAGUAUCUGCAAGGCAGUGACAGCAUUGCUGGUGUCUAUGUGGAAGAAACCAAGGUUAAGAUGCCAAUAUACCAAGCCAUGAAAAGGAAUUUCCUGAGGCCAGGAACUGCCCUGGUUCUCCUGGAGGCUCAGGCUGCCACUGGAUUCAUAAUAGAUCCCAUCAAGAACCAAAAGCUCUAUGUCAAUGAGGCAGUAAAAGCUGGGGUUGUUGGUCCUGAACUCCAUGAGAAACUUCUCUCAGCAGAGAAGGCUGUGACUGGAUACAAAGAUCCAUACUCAGGGAAUACUAUCUCUGUCUUUGAAGCUUUGCAAAAAGGUCUUAUCCUGAAGGAGCAUGGAAUUCGCCUGUUGGAAGCACAGAUUGCCACUGGGGGUAUAAUAGACCCUGUUCAUAGUCACCGUGUCCCUGUUGAAGUUGCCUACCAGCGUGGCUAUUUUGAUGAGGCCAUGAGCAAGAUCUUGUCUGAUCCCACUGAUGACACCAAAGGCUUCUUUGACCCCAAUACACACGAGAAUCUUACAUACCUCCAGCUCAAAGAGAGAUGCAUUAAAGAUCCUGACACUGGUCUAAAUCUCCUUCCCUUAAAGAAACUGGAGAAGGCUCCUGAGAGUCCUAAAGGUUUCACUGAAACAGAAACAAGGAAGGUGUUUGAGGAGACUUCAGUAGACAUUCCCUCUGGUAGCAUGGCUGGCUCAUCAAUGACCAUAUGGGAGCUCAUGCAUUCAGAUCUUCUUCCUCAAGAGGAAAGAGACAGGCUGAUGGAAGAAUUCCGUGCCGGCAGACUAACAACAGAGCGAAUGAUUAUUAUCAUCAUUGAGAUUAUUGAGAAAACAGAGAUUGUCAGGCAGCAGGAGAUAUAUUCCUAUGACUUUGUGAGACGCCGCAUCACAGCUGAAGAGUUAUACGAGUCGAAGCUCAUCACAGUGGAAAUUUACAACAUGCUCAAGCAGGGCUCCAAGACCAUUCAAGAAGUCAUUCAGAUAGAGUCCGUCUGGAGAUACUUGUAUGGCACAGGCUGUGUUGCAGGGUUACAAACACCAGCAUCAAAGGAAACCAUCAGCAUUUACCAAGCAAUGAAGAAAGGGUUUAUCACUCCAGAUGUAGCCCAUGUUCUGCUUGAGGCACAGGCCGCAACUGGCUUCAUUAUUGAUCCUGUAAAGAAUGAAAUGCUUACUGUAGAUGAGGCUGUGCGAAAAGGAGUCGUGGGACCUGAAAUUCAUGACCGACUUCUCUCUGCUGAAAGAGCAGUCACAGGGUACAGAGAUCCAUACACCGAGCAGAUGAUCUCUAUCUUCCAAGCAAUGAAAAAAGAUUUGAUUCUAUCAGAUCAGGCACUGAGACUGCUAGAUGCCCAGUUAGCAACAGGUGGCAUCAUAGAUCCCAGAUUUGGAUUCCACAUCCCUAAUGAAACUGCAAUUUCUCGUGGAUAUCUCAACAAAGACACUUUAGAAAUGAUGUCCGAACCCAGUGAAGUUCGUAGUUAUAUUGACCCAUCAACAGAGGAGAAGCUUAGCUAUUCCCAGCUCCUUAAAAGGUGCCAUAAACAUGAGAAGAGCAACCUUUUCCUCCUGCCACUUGUAGACAAGAGAAGGUUAACAUUCAAGGGUCUGAGAAAAGAGAUCAGCAUGGAAGAACUGGUGAGAUCCCAAAUUAUGGAUGCAGUUACAGCUCAGCGCCUUCAAGAUGGAUUAACUUCUAUUGAGGAGGUUUCAAUAGCCUUAAAAAAAUUCCUGGAGGGGACAAGCUGCAUUGCUGGUGUCUAUGUGGAAUCUUCCAAGGAGAGAUUUUCAAUCUACCAAGCAAUGAAAAAGGGCAUGAUUCGGCCAGGUACUGCAUUUGAGUUACUUGAAGCUCAAGCCGCAACGGGAUAUGUUAUUGACCCAAUCAAGUGCCUGAAGUUGGCUGUUGAAGAUGCUGUUCACAUGGGAAUAGUAGGACCAGAAUUCAAAGAUAAGCUUUUGUCAGCAGAGCGAGCAGUAACUGGUUAUAAAGAUCCUUAUUCUGGAAAAAUCAUUUCGCUUUUCCAAGCCAUGAAGAAAGGCCUUAUACUUAAAGAUCAUGGAAUUCGCUUAUUGGAAGCCCAGAUUGCAACAGGAGGAAUUAUUGACCCAGAAGAAAGUCAUCGCUUGCCAGUGGAAGUUGCCUACAAAAGAGGUCUUUUUGAUGAGGAAAUGAAUGAGAUCCUUACUGAUCCAAGUGAUGACACCAAAGGAUUCUUUGACCCUAACACAGAAGAGAACCUAACCUACCUUCAGCUGAUGGAAAGGUGCAUCACUGAUCCUGAAACUGGCCUUUGUCUUUUGCCCCUUAAAGAAAAGAAGCGUGAAAGAAAGACCUCAUCAAAGUCCUCUGUUCGUAAACGCAGAGUAGUUAUUGUUGACCCAGAAACCGGCAAAGAGAUGUCUGUAUAUGAGGCUUAUCGUAAAGGACUCAUUGAUCAUCAGACCUACAUGGAACUCUCUGAGCAAGAAUGCGAGUGGGAAGAAGUCACUAGCUCUUCAUCUGAUGGAGUGGUAAAGUCCAUAAUCACUGAUAGAAGAUCAGGAAGGCAAUAUGACAUUGAUGAUGCCCUUUCUAAAGGCCUUAUAGACCAGUCAUCACUGGAUCAAUAUCGCUCAGGCUCAUUGUCCAUAACAGAAUUUGCUGACAUGCUUUCAGGCAACAUGAGUGGAUUCCGUUCUAGAUCUUCUUCUGUUGGCUCUUCUUCUUCAUAUACAGCAAGCCCAGCUGGCCGCAGUCAGGUCUCCUGGAGUGACCCAAGUGAGGAGACAGGCCCAAUUGCAGGAAUUGUUGACACAGACACAUUAGAAAAAGUAUCAGUGACCGAAGCCAUGCAUCGCAACCUUGUAGAUAACAUCACUGGGCAGAGGUUGCUAGAAGCUCAAGCUUGUACAGGAGGCAUUAUUGACCCUGUCACUGGGGAGAAGUAUACUGUUGCUGAUGCAGUUAAUAAAGGCCUAGUAGAUAAAAUAAUGGUCGAUAGAAUUAACCUUGCUCAGAAAGCUUACAAUGGCUUUGAGGAUCCAAGAACAAAGACAAAAAUGUCUGCUGCCCAAGCCUUGAAGAAGGGUUGGUUAUACUAUGAAGCAGGUCAGCGAUUCCUAGAGGUGCAAUACCUCACUGGUGGCCUCAUUGAGCCAGAGAUAGAAGUACGUGUUAGCCUGGAGGAUGCCCUUCACAAAGGCACAAUUGAUUCAAGGACAGCCCAAAAAUUGCGAGAUGUUAACACUUACUCCAAAUAUCUAACAUGUCCUAAAACCAAGCUCAAGAUUUCCUACAAAGAAGCUAUGGAGAAGAGCAUGGUUGAAGAUGGCACUGGGCUAAGACUCCUGGAAGCUUCUUCACAAUCCAGCAAGGGCUACUACAGCCCAUACAAUGUCGGUGGUUCUGGUUCAACCUCAGGUUCCCGAUCCGGUUCGCGAACUGGUUCCAGAUCUGGUUCAAGACGAGGAAGCUUUGAUGCCACUGGCUCUGGCUCUGGUUCUGGCUUCUCCAUGACCUUUUCCUCUUCUUCAUAUUCCUCUAGCAACUAUGGUCGCAGAUACACAACUGGAGCGCAAGCUAGUCCCAUGGAUUCAACUGAACUUGCCAAUGCACUGUUAAAAUUAAGUCAAAACUGUAGCCAGGAAGCAAACCUGGGGAUCAACCAGUGGCCAUCCCCAAUUCCUGGCCUAGUAUAAUGCUUAGCACAGCAAAUCCCCUCCCCAAACAAUGGACUUGAAUACCCUUUCCUGCUCAGCAUGUGGUGACGCUUUACUUGAACUUUUAUUUUAUAAAUAUAUAUAUAUAUAAUAUAACCUAACUGUAUUUCAAAGCAGUGCCUAAAAUUUUAACCAAAAAAGCCUGGAAGAAAGCAUUUUAGCCAAGAGGCCGAAUGUAUUAAUAUUCUUCAGAUGCAAUUUGUAUAUUGAGAGAUGACUAAGAGAACACUAUUAUCCAGCACCAGAACUUUACACACACUAUGUUCCAACACUCUGGAAAUGGAGGAUCUCCGCAUUUUUGGUUCAUUUUUGUUUAAUGACGGGGGCCCUGCAGAGCAACUCCAUAGCUACCAGCAACCACAGGAAUAAAGCCAAACACUCUCCAGUCCAUCACUCCUUCCAUCUGUAACAGUAUAUGUCCACAUUACUCUGUACCAAGACUUCCAUUGUCCCCUCUCCAUGCUGCCUUUUUUCAUCCUUGCAUUGCCUCCAGCUCUUCAAUGUCUAUAUAAUGGAACUUCUGCCAGGCUCUUCUUUAUACCCCAUGGCCAAAUAGCAAUACCCUAAUUGCUACAGAAUUCAGAAGCACCUUGCUUUCCAACACUGUUGAGAUUGUGACACAGCGAGACUUGUAUCUUAAACCCCUUCGUCAAUGAUUGUCUUCCUCUACUCCCUUCGUGCUCAACACUCCAUCUUCCUGGAUUCCUCUCUGUUCUCCAAAGUGCUCCCACUGCACCCUCUCCAGUUAGUGAACACCCAGAGGAACAUGGAAGCCCCUGUGAUUCUUCUGUCUCCUGGACCAGAUCCCUGAACACAGAAGAUUCAGUGCUGCACCCCCAAACUCAGUGUUUCCGGAUAGACCAUC